This is a messenger RNA of Xyrauchen texanus (razorback sucker), 15049 nucleotides long. Its product is annotated as hydrocephalus-inducing protein-like. Lineage: Eukaryota; Metazoa; Chordata; Actinopteri; Cypriniformes; Catostomidae. The record is from RefSeq and is a predicted model, not a curated record. Gene Ontology annotation, cellular component: axoneme. Gene Ontology annotation, biological process: axonemal central apparatus assembly; cilium movement. Bases 1 to 14826 code for a protein of 4941 amino acids. The transcript is spliced from 83 exons.
AUGCCAGUGGGUUUCAAAGCAAAAGUGAUGGCGCCCCGACAUUCUAAAGUGGUAAAACGGGAGGAGAGGGCUGUAAAGCUAAUACCAUCUGUAUAUGCUCAAGAAAUGUCCCAGACUACAGAAGAGCGGUUAGCAAACAAUAAUGAGAUGCAUCCACCCCGCAUCCUGGAGCUCUUAGACAUGAGUGAGACAACACAUCACAAGUUUUCCACAUUAGAUUUGGACCAGGCCAUGUUUCAACCGUACCCAUCAGAGAUUGUGUUCCAGAACUACACACCAUUUAAGACAUACAAGGUCCCCUUAGAGCUACGAAACAGUGACAAGGUUCCUCGACUAGUAAAGGUGAUUGAAGACGACUCACUUUAUUUUAAAGUGGUCAGCCCAAUAGAUGCUAGUAAGAAAGUGGCUCCUGGCAUGGCAUCUUCAUUCACCAUUUUAUUCACUCCACAAGAGAACAAGGAUUACUUGCACAGACUCAUCUGUGAGACUGAACGUGAGAAGUUUGAGGUUCCUAUUCGUGCAAUCGGGCCUCGUGCCAUCUUGGACUUCCCGGAUAGUCUGCAUUUCCAAGGCUGUCCAGUCAAGUGUGUGUCCCAGAGAACUCUGCUUGUGCGGAACAUCGGAAACUGUGAGGCCAAAUUCCAACUCCGCACAUGCAACCCAUUUUCUGUAGAGCCCUCUAUAGGGACUCUUGAUGUUGGUCAAAGUAUGCAAGUUACUGUUGAGUUCUUGCCUAAAACCACAGGGGAUCACAGCCAGGAUUUGCUGCUGCACUACCACUCAGGAGAAGACAUCCACAUCUGCCUGUCUGGAGAUUCCACUGAUAUAAAUGUAGGAUUGGACAAGAACUUUGUGAUGGUGGAGAAAACCUACAUUUCCUUGGCUAACUACCAGAAAGUGACAAUAAUGAACAGGAGUGAUUCGAUUGUGCAUUACCAGUGGAAAAACUUUGCCACUGACGAUGAAGAGGAGCAGGACAAAUUCAGGCUUUUAUCAGAAAUGCAUCAAGAAGAGAAUCAUGGGAUGGAGCAGUUUCUGACAGAAUGCACUGAUCCCUCUCUUCGAGCUAGUCUUUCACGGUUUUCCCAUACCCUCCAGGAGCAACUUGUGCACAAUCAACAGCAGCUAUUGUCUUUAGAUCAACACAUCAUCGUACGGCCCCAGGAGGGAGAAAUCUGGCCCAACCGCACAGUAGACGUCAACAUCAUCUUCAGACCCCAGGAAGCCAGGCUCUACCAGCAGACUGUUUAUUGUGAAAUCACUGGUCGUGAAUCUCGGUUGCAACUCUGCAUACAGGGAGAGGGUAUAGGCCCCAAACUGCAGUUCAGGUUUGACUCUCUAGAGAUGGGAGACAUCGUCAUUGGCUCCAAACAGACCUAUAAGCUGUUUCUGAUCAACAAGGGACUGAUAAAGGGUGCAUAUAAACUGGUGCAGCCCAGUACAAUCCUGGGCCAUUGCUUUUUCAUCAACCCCUCAGAGGGCAUAAUCCCACCUGAAGGCUGCCAAACACUGGAGGUCCAAUUCUCUUCUGACAAAAUAGGCAUUGUCUCUGAGGAGUUACACUUUAGUGUGGUGGGAAAACCAGAGCCAGUCAUUUUCACGUUUAGGGGGUGUUUAAUUGGCCCUGCAUUCCACCUCAGCAUCCCAGAGUUCAACUUUGGGGAGGUGUCCUUUGGGUUUCCACAAACGCUGACAUGUUGCCUUACCAACACAUCAAUGGUGGCUAUGAGCUUUGGACUCCGGAUCCCCGGAGAUGGUACUGGAGAGGACAGUAUUACCAGCAUGGAUCAGGUCUCUCAGCUGAACAGAAGUAAAUGGGGUCUAGAAGACAAAACAGAAAGGAGACCUAAAGAGUUUAUCUUAUCACCCAGUACUGGCAUAGUUCGUGCUCUGGCUGAGAUUGAUAUUCAGUUGACCUUAUGCUCCAACACUGUGCAAGACUACAGUCUGGCUUUAGUGGUGGAUAUACAGGGUGUUGGGGAGGAGGUUUUGGCUCUCCCAAUCAAAGCUAGAUGUGUUGUGCCUGAUGUGAUCCUCGAGAAUCCAGUUCUUCAGUUCCAGCACUGUUUCCUAGGUCAUCCCUAUGAGCAAUCAGUUAAAAUUGUCAAUGACACUGACCUCCCUGCAUGCUAUGGACUUCUGCCUCAGCCGUAUGAGGAGGAACCCCCUCUUCUUUAUACCAGCACUCAUCCACGAGGGGUUAUCCAGUCACACAGCACAGAACAGAUUCCACUAGUCCUUCUGGCCAAGACAGUGGGCAGCCUGCAGCAAACAGUUCACAUUGCUAUACUAGGUCGUCAAGACACGCCAUUGGAGCUGCUCCUGUCCUGUGUUGGCCAGGGUCCUUCAGUCUCUGUCAGUCCUGCCAAGCUGAACUUUGGCGGCAUUCCGGUGCUAACCGAUGUCCCAAGGACUUUACAGCUGUCCAACAAUUCCCCUAUUCCAGCCCAAUUUCUUGCUCAAAUGGUGAAGAAAAGGUCUCAAUGGCGUGUGGAGCCCAGUGAAGGGGAAGUUCCACCAGAAGAGAUGAUGGAAUUAAAGCUGAUUGCCAAUCUUAAUGACACAUUACCCUUCCUGGAUGAACUGUUGCUGGAAAUCCAGGUCAGCCAAUCCUUUAAAAUUCCUGUGUCUGCCACAGGACAGGGGACCACCAUAGUCACUGAUCGACCAUUUGCCCCAACCUUGGAUUUGGGAACCCACUUCAGUUCUGGCCCAUGUCAAUAUCCCUUCAGAAUCACCAACCAGGGUCGUCGCACCCACCAAUUAUUCUGGAGCACAGAGGGAUUUGCACAAUUCCACAAUAAAGACACUAUGACACCUGACAAGUUUAGGAACAGGAAAAGAAAGAGUCCGCAGACUGGCUCCGUUCAAGAAGGCCCAGUCUUUACUCUAACUCCUGCACGUUUAUCACUUCCUCCAGGCCACACAGCUGAUAUGCUGCUAGAGGGCUCCUCUGACAUCCCCAAGAUGGUUAGGGAGAAGUUGGUAUGCCAUGCCAUUGUGGGGCGUCAUUAUGGAAGAGAGUGCAUUAUGACUGUGGACAUCACAUGCCAGUUUGUCACCCCAGGAAUAGACAUCUCCUCCCAACAAAUCAACUUCUAUGUGGAAAAGGCUCCAGAUGUGUUUCUGGUUCCACUGUAUCAGAGGCUGGUUCUUAAGAGUGUGUCCUCAUUGAACCUCUCUAUAGAACUGACCCUGCAUGACCCCUUCGGCCUGUGUGAUUAUGAAGGAGAUGAGUUCACAACCUCAAAGAGUCUGGUGUUGGGUGUCGGAGCUCAGAAAGAGCUGUGGGUGCGUUUUAACCCCAUGUAUCGACAGAACCGCUUUACCUAUGUGGUUGAGGAUGUGCUGGAACUCUGUUACCAUGGCCACCCACAGCAGGACAGGGUGGCAUUAAGGGGUGAGGUCCACUUCCCCAAUCUACAGUUCUCCAGCACCACACUUGACUUCGGCUGCAUUCUUAACAACACAAAAUCCCGGCGCAAACUCACCAUGACCAACUGUAGCCCACUCUGGGUUUCUUACCGUUGGGCCUUCCUGGUAGACCGACAGCAAUGCCAUAUCAGGUUUUUUGAUGAGGAGAGCCGAGGGAUUGAAAAAUACACUGGGGAGAGAAGAGAGGAGAGUGGGGAGACGCAGUGGGAGCUGUUAGAGCGGAGAGAGGCUGACGGCAAGAUGGACCCAAACAGGUCUGAGAACAGCUUCUGUGCGAGACUGGAGGAGGUAUUGGAUGAAAUCUAUCUUGGCGGCUCUGCAUCCAAUGGAAAGGAACAGAACAGGACUUCUUCCACACAAAGGCCAGCAAGUACAGAGCUCGAAACCAGACCUUUCAGUCUGACAGCCAUGGGGCAUCCAAGUGUUGGUGUGAAAGAGGUGUUUGACAUCUCAUCACUGUAUGGGAUACUGCAGCCUGGUGACACCAAGCUUUUGACCUUCUCAUUUCUUGGUCAUGCUGACAUCAGUGCUCAUGUGUUGGCAAUGUGUGAGGUGGAGGGAGGACCCACUUAUGAGAUCACACUCAAGGGUCAGGCCUCUUCUGUUUCAUAUACAUUGGACAAGAAUGACAUUGACUUUGGAUUGCAGUUGUUUGACCAUGUGGCAGAGGCAGAGAUCACUCUGAAGAACACAGGGAAAGUUGGUUUUGAUUUUUCUACUCUAUCUGGAGAACAGGGACUCUCUGUUGAGCUACCCUUACCUGGACAGCCUCUCAUCAUCCCUAGCAAGGGCCACCUAGAGCAACAUGCUGAAAUGAAACUCAAUGUAUAUUACCUGCCAGGGAUCCCUGAGGAUUUUCACACGACCUUUCAGUUGCAAGUGGCCUUCUAUGAGACUGAGAUCAUUACUGUUAGAGGAGAGGGUAUUUUCCCUAGACUGUGUCUGGAUCUACCUAGAGACCUGGAUGAGGAGAUGUAUGGUUCUUUGCUAAUGGAGGCAAACAAUUUGGUAGAGAGUGACAAAUCAAGGGAGGGGGUGCUGAGCCAGCCUGCCACAGGAAAAGAAGAGAUGCCUGAAGAUGACUACAUUCCCACUUUUGAUGCCCUACUGCAGUUGGAGUUAGAGCGGCUCCUUGUGAAGGAAAAUGCAAUAGCUAUACAUAAACAGCACCAAUACACUGAUCAUAGAGGAUCAACAGCAGGAUCCUCUAACAACUGGCUCAAGAAGCUCUGCAAGUUAAGUUUGCCUGAGUACAAACUGGACUUUGGCUAUGUCAUCAAUGGCAGUGUCUCGACCCACAUUGUCAAAAUAACCAACACUUGUCCAGUGGCUGUAUCUUUCAGAGCUGACAGGAACUCACUAGCAGGCACAGGAUUUAGUACAGAAUUGGACAGGGUGCAGAAUCUGCCCUUCUGUGAGACAGAGACGUUUGAAGUGAAGUUUGAUGCCUGUGGUGCCAAUCUGGAGUUGGGAAAGAUUGAUGCAGUUUUGCCCAUACAGGUGGUUAAAGGGCCCUGGGUGCAGGUGCGUUUAUGUGCGGAAGUCACCAUGCCCUCCCUCACUGUGUCUACAGACACACUGCAGUUCGAUACCAUUCAGUGUGGCCUGUGUCAAGUGUCCACAAUCCAGCUGUACAACCACGGGCCAGUGCCCUGUGAGUGGAGCAUCAGACUGGUAGAACGGCCAAAGAAGAUUGACAAGCACAUCCCACUGUACCUCAGACGACAGGCUCGGCUAAAGCAACGGCCUCUUUCAGUCGUCUUUGAGAUAUUGCCCUCUGAUGGUACACUCUAUCCUAGUGACAGAACCAACGUGCAGGUCAAAUUCAGCCCAGCAGAGGGGAGGGCAUACAGUCAGAGACUAUUGAUAACAGUGGCUCAGAGCACUCAGAAGAUCCUGCUCCUGGUCCAAGGCCAGGGCGAAGAGCCUCAGCUGGAGUUUUCCUCCUCAGAACUAGAUUUCGGGCCCAUCCUGCCCUACAGUAAAGGGAAGAUUGCUGAGGUGAUGGUCCGCAACCCUUGCUCCUUUCCUAUAGAGUUUUACUCUCUGGACUUUGACAAACAAUACCUAGAAGAGGAAGAGAUCUUGCGGAUGUUGAAAGGAUAUGAUGCUCAAAAUUUUUUACUUCUACCUCCCCGUGCUCCUGGCGAGACUCUGCCCAUGGAACUAUUAGACUACUACAAAGAGCACAGCUCACAGGAGCCCAAGCAGGGUACUGGAUAUUUCAGCAGAGAUGGUCUAUAUCAGGGUUCGGCGACCUACAACACGCAUGCCAAUGGAGGGAGUGGAGGUGUUGUAGGUCCAGGAAAGAUCCUCAGAGAUAUGGACACCCAGGAACUUGAAGCUCGCCACACGCUCCAGGGUGUGGCUGAUGCCAAGAUCAGUGAGCUUGGAGAUCAGCUUGGAUGGGAUCACAGUGGGGACAAUGGCCUGGGCCAAGGAGAGGUUGAAAAUGUUGGUGAAGACGUCAGCCAGCUGUUCUGCACAGGCCCUGAGCACUCGGCCCAGGAUGCCAUAAGGGCCAACAGCUUUAUGUGCAUUCACUCUGCUCAGGGUGGAACACACGUCACUGGAGGAAAAAAAUCUGAAGAGGGUUUUCCAGAAGAGAACAAAGGGGAGACAGCUGUACACUCUGAGGGAAGAACAUCUAAAGGCCCGACUAAAGACACCGACACUGCCGUGGGCGAUCUGGAAUAUGACCCUGUGUCUAGAGCAAUUGUUCGUCACAUGGGCAUUGAUCCUUCACUAGAAGGCAAAGCUGCCCAAAAUUGCUGGGGUAUUGCCCUGAUUGUGCAUGGUGCUCCACUGUCAGGUAAAACUAGGACAGCAGUUGCUCUGGCUAAGCACUAUGGGGCAGCAUGCCUCAGUGUAGAUGAGGUUGUGCUGGAGGCUGUGACAUCUGGGAGCGGGUCUGCAGGCCUGAGGGCAAGAGAACUAUGUAUCAAGGCUGCUGUGGAGUAUGCUCAGAGGGCAGUUGAGGAGGCUGCGGCAGAUAAGAUGGAAACUGCUGGUCAAGAUCCAAUUGUUCUCAGUGUUGAGGCAGUUGCCAAUCACACAGCAGAGGACAGCCAGACCGGUGAGCCUAAAGUCAACCCGUCAUCUGCCUCAACCCGCAACAAAACCAGCAUCACAGGGAUUUCAAAGAAGAAUGGCAGUUCCGGUCCUCCUGCUGCUUCAGUGACGGGUCAGAUCCACAGGCAUUUGAGCAUGAGUGCCAGUCAGUAUGAAGAGCUUGACCCGAUUAGCUGUUUCCUGCCUGAUGAUCUGCUGGUAGAUAUUCUAUCAGAGAGACUGCAGCUUAGCGACUGUCAAAGUGGUGUUGUGAUUGACGGGUUGGAGACAAUGUACUGUAGCUCACCAUGUGACAUGCUCCAGAUUGUCCUGAAAGCUCUCAACAACCGUCGCCACAUUUAUGUUAUCAACCUCUUUAACAGCUACAGUGUCCUCAAGCACAGGGAACAAGACACGUUUGACCAAGAGCUGGAGGAGAGACGACAACAGGAGCUUGAGAAUUUAAGAGAAGACGAGAUGACACCUAAAGAGGACAGGGAUACACCAGUACAGAUAGAUCCUUUGCCAGUUGCUGAGGAACGACAACAAGAGCAAUUCAGUGAGAGGGACAGACAUCUACUAGCCCGAUUUCAUGUAUAUGAACAAAGCCAGCAACAACUUCAACACAUUCUUGAGUUCUGGGAUCGAACGCAGGAACUGUUGUCACAGCCCAUCUUCUUUGAGACCCAAGAGACUGAAGAGACUACAGAAUACCUUGCCCCUACUGCCAAGAAGAGCAAGAAGGAGCGAGAGAAGGAGAAAUUGGAGAAGCUGAAGGUGGAGGCUUCAGAUAUGAGGUCUCCAGCUCCUAGCCAGGCCCAUGUGCCAGUGGAUGGUACUGAUGGCUCUGAAAAGAUUGUAGUGCCAGACCCCAUUCCCCACAUCUGGCUGUCUAUCAAAGAGGGAGAGUAUUUGAGUGGUUACGAGAUCACCAAAAGCAUGAAACUACCCUCCCUUGAUGAGAUCUUGGAUGAGUUGGGGUUAGGACCCAAAGGUCCACCCAUCCCUCCACCUAUAAUAUUCUCCAUAGUCCCUUACCCUGAGAAGAGAUCAGUGCCCAGCACUCAGCUCUCUGACAGUUGUUUUAUCUUUAUGAUGCCCUCGUCUCCUGAGGAACUGACUGAACAGAAAAAAGAGGUAGACAUAGGAUCAGAGGCUAAGGGACCUAUCACAUCUGUUAAGGAGGACAUGACAUUUGCAAACACAUCUAAUACAGACAUAGAGUGUAUACAUUCUGAGGAUCCCCACCCAGAAUGCAACCAAAGGCUCACUCAUUUCCGCUGGAUUGUACCUCCAAGUGAAACAGUUACCCUGAGGAUCAUGUUUUGUUCCUCUGUUUUUGGAAAAUAUGAUCAGGCUUUUAGCUUUGAGUUGAUGGGGACCAAACGACGUUAUCAGCUAUACUGUAAAGGAAUUUGUGCUUACCCAACUAUUAGCAGAGACCCAAAGAUUGUGUUUGCACAUUGCAAAACGACUCUGCAGCCUGAGAGCGGGCUAAAAAAGACUUACAUUAUCCAAUCUAAACUGUAUGAGUUUGGACCUCUGCUUUGUGGGAAGACCAGAGAAAGGUAUAAAAAAGGGAAAUAUCCUGAGAACAUGGAGAGGUUUGUAAUUCACAACAAUUCCCUAAUGGAGGCAGAGGUCCAUUUUUGCUUCCAGCAUGACACUAAUGCCACCACUUUCUUUCUUGACCCUCCAAACAUUACCUUGGAACCUAAUGAGCGAAAAGUUCUGAUGGUGUGGGCAUACCCUAACACCCCAAGACAUAUAGAGGACAGUGUUGUGUGCUGCAUCAAGGACAACCCUGAGAUUGUUGUCUUUCACAUCUCCUGCGUAGGAGUCAGGCCUGAACUGGAGCUGGACCACAAGCUGCUCCACUUCGACAAGAUACCGACGUACAGAAAAGAAACUCGGAGUCUGUGUCUACACAACAACACCCUUUUGCCAGCUGCUUGGAAGCUGAGGGGUAUGGAGAUGCUUGGGGAUGAAUUCAGCGUGUCUCAGGACCAGGGGAUCAUCAUGCCACAUUCCAAGUUUAGCCUGCACAUGCAUUUCAUAGCCAGGAAUCCUAUCAAAUUGAAAAAAGCAAUUUCUUUAGAGGUGUCUGAUUUGGAGAACAUUCUUGGCAUUAUUCAACAUUCAGAAAACAUUCAGAUUAUUGCAGAGGCAUAUGAUAUUGCAGUGGACAUAAGCCUUCCUGAAGAUUCUGAUGGUUCAUUAGAUUUCGGAACAUUCAAAGUGUCAGAAGAGGUGAAACGGUCUAUUAAAUUGGAAAACAAAGGCAAAUAUGACAUAGCCUUCAAGUUUGCACUGGAGGCCACAGAGCCAGGAAUGCCAGAUCUGAACUCAAUAUUCUCCAUCACACCUCAUAGGGGCACCUUACACCCUAACAAUAAACCCACUAGUAUCCAGAUUAUUUUCUUCCACAACAAGGAGAUGUCCAUCAGAGAUAACCCAAUCCUUUGCUGUCAGAUUAUUGAGCCCAAUGUUGAGGGUGGUGUGACCAUUAAUACUAUACCAAUCAAAGUGUCAGUCCAGGCACUCUUCUCUAAAUACAAUAUCACUCCCUCUAAUGACAUCAACUUUGGUCCCCUGGUGUAUGGCUCUCGCAAAAGACAAACUCUUACUGUGGAGAAUAAAGGGAACUUUGAGAUCCGUUUCAGCAUUAGAAUGUGUAAAAACCAACCAGGUCCUGCACAGAGGAGAGGCUUGGUGAGUAAGAAGGCAUCAAAAGACAAUACUGUGAUACAACCAUCUAGUGCCAGCAAAAUACGACACACUGUAUCGAAUGAAUUUGGCAUGCCAAUUCAGACACAUUUGACAUUGGGUGUUUUUUCAUUGUCUCCAAGCUUUGGUGUUCUGGCACCUGGAGCCCAACAAUUAGUGACUGUGGAUUGCAAGGCAGAGCAUGUAGGUAGUUGGGUGGAAUGUCUAGCUAUAGACAUCUCUGACAGAGACACCUCUGACAAUCCAGACGGGAUACCAUUCAAGCUGCUGGCUGAAGUGUGUAUACCAGGAAUAGCGAAUACAGACAUUGCUACUAUCUUUGUGGAGCACCGUAUCUGUAAGAACAGUAGCAUGCUGCAAUGUGAGCAGUACAGGACCAGUAUGGGUGUCUACGUUCAGGACGAGAACAAAUUUGUCUUCAACAGUGUUCUGGUGGGUCACUCAGCCAAGGCCCAGAUCCGUCUGACCAAUCCAGGAAAAGUACUGUGUGAACUCAGCCUGUUCAUCAAAUCAGUCAAGGUUUGUCCAACAACAUCUAAUGCAGAGGUUUUUGAGUUGACUCCUACAAAGAUGAGCAUCCCCAGCCACUCUCAUGCUUUUGCCACUAUCACCUUUUCUCCUUUGGCUAUGCAGACAUAUCAGGCAGUGUUUGAGGCCAUUCUGAAAGGGAACAUAAGGCCCAAAGCUCUUGUGUUUGACCUAAUGGGUGAAGGCAACUUGCCCUGCAUCACUGUUUUAAAACCUGUUCAGAGAAAUAAUCAAGGUCAGCCGGUGCUACAGUUCAAGCGCUUAGUGGUGGGUCGAGCACAGACCCUUCCAUUUGUAAUCAAGAACAAUGGCUGUGUGUCUGCACAAGUUAGCAUUAUUCUACAAUAUCACCUGGAAGUUUUCACUCUGAAAGCGGCUCCUGGCACUACAUGCAGACUUGCCUCUUCGCAUAUAGAAAGUGAUCCUGGAAAAGAGACACAGAUAGCUUAUGUAGCCUCUCUGACACUUCUGGCUGGGCAAGAAGCACACUUCCAGGUUGGGUUUCAUCCAAAGGUGGCUCAGAGGUUUGAGGCUAGCAUGAAGUUAAUGGUGCAGGAUAACCAAUAUGAUCAGACAGCGGUGCAGCUUGUGGGUGAGGGUUACCAUGACAUCAUCAUCCUGGACAACAUUGGCAGCAAAGUUCAGCAGGACAGUGUUGAAAACACGUCUGACCUUCUGCAUUUUGGAGACUGUCAUGUGAGAUGCACCUAUCAAGAAACCUUGACCAUGACAAACCCAAGCAACUCCAAGGUGCUGCGCUUUGAAUGGCUUCCUAGUGUCCCGUAUCUAAGCUUUUCCCCACAAGUUGGCCACCUGCAUGCCGGGUGCUCCAAAGUUGUGACAGUGGCCUUCUUCUCAGAGCAGCCAGUUGUGCUGAAUGCAGAGGCAAUAAAAUGUAAACUCAGCAGCAUUACCUUUCAGCAGCCUAUAGACCAGGUCCCAGACUGGGAUGAUUGUCACAGGACUGUUAAAUGGAUGGAUGUAGACAACAAGUCAUCACAACAGCCCACCAAACGGAAGGUAGUUGUGACAGACCUAGAGCCUCCUCAUUCUGUGUUUGAGAACUCCUCAAGAGAGGUGGAGUUAAUAGUUAGUGCCACAUGUGAUUAUGUCCAAUAUCAAUGUGAUAUUGGACCCAUCUGCUUCAAAGACACAAUGAUGUACCAGACCAGAGUCGUUAAGCUCCAUAUGGAGAACAAAGGCAGUGUUAAACUGGAGUAUUCCUGGCAGGUUCUAAUGGACAAACAUAGAAAGACGACAUGCUUUGAACAUGGAGGUAGGACCUCUCGCUCGGCUGAAGGUGGUAGGACACCUUUGAGGCCAGCAAGCUCUCUGCAGAAUGUGUCCUUGCUGCUGCUUGGAGACCCAGAGCUCCCUCCCUUCAGUGUUGAACCAGGUGUAGGGUUUAUCAGCCCAAGAGAGAGUCAAAUUUUCCACAUCCGGUUCUCCCCUCUGGACGUGGCUAAGUUUGAGGCCAGGUUGAUCUGCAGCAUCCCUAAUCUACGGGGUGAGAAGAGUCCAGUAAUCAUUGUAAGUGGCCGCAGUUUGCUGCCAUAUUGUCAUUUCCACCUGAAGGAUUCAGAGUACCUCACUGGAAAUAGGCGCAACCCUGAGCUCUACAGUUCCAUUUUCAUGGACCCCAACACCAGGGUUAUAGAGUUCACCACAGUGGGUAUCGGCACAUCGGUCCGCAGGGAAUUUUCUAUUGUGAAUCCCACAAACAAGCCAUACUCUUUCAUCUGGAGAUGUGAGGACUCGGGUGACUGUCCUUUCAACUGCCUUACACCAAACAAGUCCAUUGAGCCAGGCAAGGAAGUGAAGGUUUCAUUUGAGUACCAGGCUUUCGACCUGGAUUUAGUGGAGUCCUUCUGGACCUUCUUAAUCCCUGAAUACAAGCUGUCUUUGCCCUUUCUCUUGGUGGGGACUGCUAAUGAGCCUGUAGUCUAUAUAGAUCGAGCCCACCUCAAUCUGGGAAGCUUGCUUGUAGGUUUUGAAACUCAUCAGACUGUCUUUGUGGUGAAUGGAGAAGAUCAGCCAUUCCAUUUCACCAUCCAAAAGACCUCCAGCCACUCUGAGGGCUACCAGGACAGCUUGGUGCUAGACCCGAUGGAAGGAACAGUUCCACCCAAAAAUAAGAUUCCCUUGGUCAUAAGAUUUACCCCUACUCGGGAGGGAGAUGUGGUCUUUAAUUUAGUUGUGACAGUGCAGAGGAAGCUCCAGCCUCUGACCUUGAAUGUGAAGGGAGAGUGUUACUGUAUAAAUGCAUGUGUACAGUUUGAGAGCCCUGAGGGAUCAAUCAAAGAGCUCUCACCAAACCAUAUUAAUUUGGUGGACUUCAAAGAGGUGGAGCUAAGCGAUAAAUCCACAUGUAGCUUUGUGGUGUCUAAUCCUGGGAAAGUCAGUUUAGAUGUUGAGUACGAUCUGUCAGGGCCGGCAGCACUGCAGCCUCACCUGCAGGUGGAUCCUAAAUUUGACACAGUGGCUGUAGGUGGACAGAGUUACUGCACUUUGACAUUCUGUCCUCAGCAGAAAUGUGUGCUCAAAGAUCUGACUUUUUCCAUUAAGAUAAAGAAUGGCUCAACGUUUUGUUGUGCCCUGACGGGCUCUGCUUUGGCUCUAGAUGUGGAAUUUUCUUUUCUUAAGCACAACUUUGGAAUUAAUUUAAUUUAUUGCAUUGGUAUGGUACCUGCUACAAAUACACUGGUGAUUAGCAACAAAAGCAAGAGAGGAAUUGGUCUAGACUGCAUGUUCUCCAACACACUUUUCCUGGAAGUCAGUUUCACCCCUCAAGUCCUUCCCCCUGGCGGCUCUGUGGAGGUGCUCUUCUCAUUCUACCCACGCAAAGCAGUUCAUUACCAUGAAAAGGUGGUUUUUGAAAUUGAUAAGUUCUCCAAGCAAGUGGUGGAGAUCCUGGGACAGGGCAUUGAGAUGAAGAUUAACUUAGAGGACCCAGCACAUAAGGUGGUAAAUUUUGGAGCCUUGCAGAUUGGCCAGCAGAGUCGGAAGUUGAUCCCACUGGUGAACAACAGCCACACUUCCUUGACAUUUUGUCUUCUUCGCACACCCUCUGAUUAUACUCUCCAGGAUUCUAAGGUCUUGUUAGUGCAUCCAGAGGGGGAGGUGACACUGAAAAGUACAGGGGGGCGCUGUGUGUUGGAGCUUCUCUUCUCUCCCAAGCAGCGCAUGUCUCCCUUCACUGAAGAACUGCAGCUGCAGUGUCUGGGUGCUGUUCGCCCUCUGCUGGUCAUGAAGGGUUGCUGCCAGGGAGUGGAGGUCAGUCUGGACAUGGACUACCUGCAGUUUGGAGCUGUGGUUCAGCGCUUCCAAGCCACCCGACGUAUUAUUAUGCAAAACACAGGAGACAUUGGGGCAAGAUUUAAAUGGGAUGUGAGAAGUUUUGCUCCAGAUUUCAUCAUUUCCCCUGCUGAGGGCUACAUCACCGCAGGGAUGGAAGUACCACUUGAUGUGACCUUUUCCCCCAUGGAACUGAGUCAAGAUCUUCGUUAUGAUGACCUCUGCUGCACUAUAGAGGGGGGUAAUCCUUUGAAACUCACCCUGGCUGGCUCCUGCAUUGUCCCACCAGUUGCAACAGAGGUGGUGAAUUUUGUAUGUCCUGUCCGCAGUCAGUGCACUCAGUACCUGACUCUGUCCAAGUAUAUUAACCAGCCCUGGACUCUGAAAUGUGUCAUUGAGGGAAAGCACUGGAUUGGGCCUCCAACUCUCAUUAUUGAGCCCCAGCAGCAGAACACCUAUGAGAUCACAUACAAGCCCUUGGUCAUGACUGCAGAUGGGGAAAGACAUGAAGGCUCUGUGUUCUUCUCCUUCCCUGAUGGCAAUGGAAUACUGUACAUGUUGUAUGGCAUAGCUGAGCCACCUAAAGCUGAAAGCUCAAUCACAGAAGAGAUCAAAUGCAAAACCCACCACACACAGAUAGUGCCUGUCCAUAACUGGCUGCACAGACUUCAGAGGUUCCGUGCUGUUGUAGAGUUGAUCAAACUGGAUCGCUCAGAUGCUACCAUUUCUCUGAAAGGGAUGGAAUACAUUGAUGUGCCUGCACUGGAGAAGAGGAACUACAAACUUUCCUUUUUCGCCUAUAAAGAGGGCCAGUACAAUGCUAAAGUGACGUUCAAAAAUGAGGCAACGGGUGAGUACCUAUUCUACAAUCUAAACUUUAAAGCAACGGCUCCAGGAGUGAUCAGAACUAUAGAAAUGGUGACACGGGUGAGACAGACGACAUCAGGGUCAGUGGAGUUGGAGAACCCUCUUCUUGUGGACUCGUCCUUCUCUGUAGAAUGCCAGAAUGCAGACAUCAGUGUGCCUCCACAGUUCUUCGUGCCUGCUCAGUCUAAGGGUACACUGACAUUCGAAUACCAGCCUCUGUGUAAGAGAGAGUCCUCAGCCCGCCUGGUGUUGUAUGCCGUUGAACUUGGCCACUUCAUUUAUGAUCUUCAUCUGAAGGCCCUGCCUGCACUUCCUGAGAAACCCCUCUAUUUCAGUGCACCUCUUGGCAGCAGACACAAUCUCAUAGCUAAAUUUACCAACUACUCUCGUACCAAGACUGAUUACAUCUGCAAGACAGAGAGCCCGAACUUCAUUGUGGAAAAGACCAUUAAAGCACCAGCAGGGAACCAAGCAGGCACCGAUAUCGGUGUGAUGGUCCAUUUUGAACCCUGCAAGCUGGGAGAGAUCCGAAGCCUGCUCACCAUCUUCUCAGAGUCUGUAGGGGAGUAUGUCUUCCCUCUGUAUGGCACCUGCAUCCCACCAAAAGCUCAGGGUCCACUUGCCAUAAGCUCAGGUUCCAGUGUAUCUAUUCCCUUUAAGAAUGUCUUUCAGCAGAGCACCACCUUCUCCUUUCAUGUAGACAACCCUGCCUUCACUGUCAAGGGUGUAGAAACUAUUUUGCCCCAAAAGUCCCAGAAUAUACAGGUUACAUUUGAGGGCCCUCCCACUGGCUCCAAAGGUCCAUGUCAUGGCAAGCUGACCAUUUUCUGCCCACGGAUGGAGGGCCAUGGACAGGGCAUCUUCUGGGUUUACUACUUGAAAGGUUAUGAUCGAGAUCUGUCUCCAGAGACUAAAACUUCAUAAGAAGCUGCAGUGGACUUGGUUAUUCUCUGGUCAAAAUGGUUCAUGGUUAUGGUUAAAAAUGUUCAUUGAUCAGAUUAUUUUAACUGAAACUAAUUUAAAUAUUAAGAUUUGUAUUGUAUUUUUAAUUAUAUAAAUAUAAUAAUAUAGUGCCUUUCUGUGGCAGUUCAGUUUGUUUGUUAUUUCACAGAGAUGUUUUUAUUUUUUUAUUUUUCAACCUUAUGAU